Molecule: messenger RNA, 2628 nt
Organism: Labrus mixtus (cuckoo wrasse)
Lineage: Eukaryota; Metazoa; Chordata; Actinopteri; Labriformes; Labridae
Gene: pdlim5a
Product: PDZ and LIM domain 5a
Exons: 15
Coding region: 342-2132 (596 amino acids)
Biological process (GO): actin cytoskeleton organization; heart development; muscle structure development
Cellular component (GO): Z disc; stress fiber; filamentous actin
Molecular function (GO): actin binding; muscle alpha-actinin binding
Source: RefSeq, a predicted model, not a curated record
GCAUCCCUCCGCAGCGCUCUCACACACACACAUGCACACAGUGUGUUGACUGGGAAGGGGAUAGUCCAGGGGAAACUAGGGAUUACAUUGUCUACCUGCUUGUGGAGGAAUUAUUCCCCCUCUCUGGAAUAACCAUUAAAGAGAUCUUGCAACAACACCUCAAAAGGGAAGCCACAGAAGUCCUGACAGAAAUUCUUACCCAUCAUCAAAACCCAGUGACAUCAUCAUUAUCAUCACCUGACCUGCCGCAGAUUUUUCCAGCUCCUGGCAUCAACAACUAACUUGUCAGUAACAUCAGCACCGAGAGCGUGUUUUUUUUCUUCACAUCGUCAGCAGAGAUCAUGAGCAGCACCUACAACGCCACGCUGUUAGGACCCGCCCCCUGGGGCUUCAGGCUGCAGGGGGGGAAGGACUUCAACAUGCCCCUCACCAUCUCCAGGCUGACAGAUGCUGGGAAGGCGGUCAAAGGCGGCAUAGCUGUUGGAGACUUGGUCCUUUCUAUUGACGGCAUCGCCACCGAGGGCAUGAACCACCUGGAGGCCCAGAACAAGAUCAAGAGCUGCACUGGCAACCUCAGCCUCACCCUGCAGAAGGCUGCCAGUGUUCCCAAACCUCCUCCAGUGGCACCAAAGGACAUCAGAUCAGACAUCAUAAAACCAGUCGCCCUCACCCAUCCACCACCACCGCUCCAUCCUCACCCUCACUCCUUCAGCCCCUCCAACCGCACCUCCGUCCCCUACAGCAAAGCCCCCAGACCUUUCGGGGUCUGCGGAACAGACAGCGAAUACCCACCUUCCCAGCCCCCGUUUGCUCCCUUCAUCCCGUCUCCGUCCUCCGCCUUCACACCUGCCUCCUCCCACGGCAGCCCUCCUUUUCCUCCGCCUCCGCCUCCUGUCUCAUACCCAUCGUCUCCCUCCUCCUCCUCCUCCUCCCCCCCUGCCCUCACCCCGCCCCAGCCGUCGGUGUAUAACACGCCGAUCAACCUGUACUCCAACGAGAACGCAUGUGAGGUGGCCAUGGGGCAGAGGCGGGGCCUAUUGGAGAGUCAGGGCCUAUUGGAGAGUCAGGGCGGAGCCUUGCCUUUGCAGUUUAAUGGUGGACCUCACAGUAUUUUGAAAAAGCCACCACCGCCAAGAGUUCCCAGGAAACAUGUGGUGGAAACAGACAUCCACUUCUACCACGUCCCCACUCACGCUGAUGCCAGCAGGAAGCGCAUAAUGGAGGACACGGAGGACUGGCGCCCUCGCAGCGGCACCACCCAGUCCAGAUCCUUCAGGAUCCUGGCUCAGAUCACCGGCACAGAGAACGCUCAAGAAGAAGAAGCCGAGGCAGCCAAGACAAAUGAAGAUGCAGAAGAGCCUGAACUCAACAGCCACGAGACUGCCGUUGUCAAGACCAUGAUCAAAGGACCAGCUGCAAAACACGGUUACGGUCCACACACUGGUUUGAUCACACCGUCUUUCGGUAUGAAGGGUAAUAAUGGAAGUGCCAACGUCCCGAGGGGUCCUGUCCCCACCCGACCUCUACCCCAGCCCCACCCUGAGGACACCCUGGUUCAGAUGGCAGAGCACAUACCUGCUGGAACUCGAACGCCCAUGUGUGCUCGCUGCAACAUGGUGAUCAGAGGCCCGUUUUUAGUAGCGAUGGGGAAAUCUUGGCAUAAGGAGGAAUUUAACUGUGCCCACUGCCGUACCUCCCUGGCAGAUACAGGCUUUGUGGAGGAACAGGGCUCAGUCUAUUGUGAACACUGCUAUGAAGAGUUCUUCGCUCCAUCGUGCAGCCGCUGCCAGGAAAAGAUACUCGGGGAGGUGAUAAACGCCCUCAAACAGUCGUGGCACGUCUACUGCUUCCUGUGCGCUUCCUGUCAACAGCCCAUCAGAAACAACACCUUCCACCUGGAGGACGGAGAACCUUUCUGUGAACAAGACUUCUACAGCCUGUAUGGGACCAGCUGCCAUGGCUGUGAAUUCCCUAUCGAGGCUGGAGACAAGUUCUUGGACGCCCUCGGUUACACCUGGCAUGACACCUGCUUCGUCUGCGCUGUGUGCUGCACCACUCUGGAGGGCCAGACCUUCUUCUCCAAGAGAGACAAACCUCUUUGCAAGAAACACGCUCACACACUGAAGAUAUGAAGACUUCUCUCUCAUCCUGUGGUCGUACAUUUAGUUUUUUGGUGUACAAAGGCCGAUAUAUAGAUGUUAAAUCCACACAACAUGGACAUACAGAUAGAGGUCAUGAUAAGGGAAACAUAGCCAUGGAUGCAAAAAGUUCAUAUACACGUUUAAGGACCCUGAUCCACUGCAGAAAUCAUAAUGUAUUUUCUUUCAUGAGAAGAGUUCUAUAUUUGAUUUGAUUAGAUUCGAUUUUAGAUCAUGCAACAAGAAAAACAGGAGUUCUUCUGAAUGGGGCAAUUUUGAUGUACUACCAAGGCAGAAAUCUAAUAAUAUAUUUGCUUUUUUGAUCUAAUUAUUCUUUUUUUUAACCAGAAUUGAAUCUUGUCCUUGGAAAAUCAUCAAACCACACAACACAUUAGAGCAGUGGUUCUCAACUCGUCCAGCCUCAGGACUCAACAGCAAAACCUCCGGGAGGAAACCGACCCAAAUUUCAGAAAUGUUUAAACCGAUACAA